CGAAUCUGCGUGAUCUGUCGUUUUGGCUGAUCGGUGUUUGUUAUGCUACCAUAUUGAAUUCCGGGCAGAUGCGACCAGUCUGCUCUCAUCGGGUGUCCCAGCUAUGUCUGGAUGGAUCGUUCCUCAGGUCCUAUAGGCUGCGCGUUCGCUAUUUAACUAACAGUAAGGCGGCGCCUCACGACCGCGGGAACCCAAACCGAACCUUUUCAAGCGGCCGUGUGUACGGCAGCAACACCUCAGAUGGGAAUACGAAUAAGCUCCCCCGAUGGAACCGGAUUGACGAAAUUAAAAAUGCGUCUUCCAACCCAUAUCCACGAUUAGCCGUUAGUCCGCAGUCGACAAGCUGCGAACAUUUUCGUUCACAGUACAACCAUAUUCAGCCCAACGAGACACUGGACGAUGUGUCCGUGUCUCUAUACGGUAGAAUAAGAUCCCAGCGGACGGCUGGGAGCAAGCUGGUCUUCUUCGAUCUCUGGCAGGACGGGCAUAAAGUGCAGAUUCUGUGCAAUCAACGGAUUCUCGGGAUUACGGGUGUAUCUCCGGAGAGAUUUCGAGAGUUCUAUCAUUUGCUACAAAGAGGCGAUGUUUACUCCAUCACCGGGAAACCCCAUCGAACUGGCAGAGGCGAACUAACGCUCCUUGCCAGCGAGCUGCCAAACCUUUUGUCACCCUGCCUUCACGAUGUACCUGUAGAUACGAAGGAGCAUGCGGUAUCUCCGUAUGAACGUCACGUUCAAUUUCUCGCAGACCCAGGGGUAGCCGAUAUUCUCCGAGCCAGAUCAUCUAUCGUCCAACAUAUUCGCAAUUUCUUUCUUGAGAGACGGUUUAUUGAGGUUAAUACCCCCAUUAUCGCUGCAGCGGCUGGAGGAGCUAUUGCCAGGCCCUUUCAUACCACUGCUUCUGAAUCAAUAGAGCAAUUGCUAGCUCUGAGAAUAGCACCCGAAUUAUGGCUAAAGCGGCUCAUUGUAGGUGGGUUCGAUAGGAUAUUUGAGAUCGGGCCUUCGUUCCGAAAUGAAGGUCUUGAUAAAACCCACAAUCCUGAAUUCACCACUUGUGAAUUCUACCAGGCUUUCGCCGACCUGGAGUGCCUGAUGCAGAUGACCGAGACUUUGUUAUCUGGCUUGUCUCAAAAUAUCCGGGAGUUGAACGAAAAACUAGGCACCCUUCACCCCAUAUAUGUUGAUUUCAGUACCCCAUUCCGUCGAAUAGAUUUUGUACCGGCGCUGGAGAGCGCUAUGGGACAUACCCUCCCUGAUUUGAAGUCAGACGGCGCGACUGUGAAGAUGGUAGAACUGUUAAACACCAUGUCUAUUCCUCUUCCCGAUCAUGUAUCACUACCCCGAUUAUUGGAUAAGCUCUGUGCAGAGUAUCUCGAGCCUCAGUGCAAGGACCCCACGUUCAUCAUCAACCACCCAGAGUGUAUGUCUCCCCUUUCCAAAUCUUAUAUCCAUCCGACCUGCAGUCAAGUCGUCUCGGCCCGCGCGGAGCUAUUCGUCGAAGGAAAGGAAGUUGUGAACACGUAUGAGGAGGAGAACUCUCCAUUUGAGCAAAGAAGGAAGUUCCAGGAACAACUUUCAUAUCGGGAUCCGGAGAAUCCCGGGGAGCUCGAUGAGAGCUAUCUGCAGGCACUCGAAUGGGGCCUCCCGCCGACUGGAGGAUGGGGUUGCGGUAUCGACCGACUGUGCAUGUUAUUCACUGGUGUCCGGCGGAUUGGCGAUGUUCUGAGCUUUGGGAAUUUGCGAAGCGUGACAAGGCCGCACACAUCUGUCUACCCUCGAGAAAGCGGCUCCUAAAGCCUCGGGUGCUCACCUUAUUGCCUUCGAGGUCCUGAAAGAAGGAACCACAUGGGUAAAUGGGGAAGCUUAUUGUUAGACGACGGGCCCCGGCCUCCAUACAUAUACCCUCGAUUGAUGUCAAUUUAUGACUCGUUACUGUAUUAUAGAUGCCGCGAAGAGGCGGAU
Coccidioides posadasii C735 delta SOWgp is the source of this 1961-nucleotide messenger RNA. RefSeq lists its product as uncharacterized. Gene Ontology annotation, molecular function: ATP binding; lysine-tRNA ligase activity; tRNA binding. The record is from RefSeq and is a predicted model, not a curated record. Lineage: Eukaryota; Fungi; Ascomycota; Eurotiomycetes; Onygenales; Onygenaceae. Gene Ontology annotation, biological process: mitochondrial lysyl-tRNA aminoacylation. Gene Ontology annotation, cellular component: cytoplasm; mitochondrion.